CGACGCCCUUGGAUUGAGCAAGGAAACCGGCGAUCCGCUCUUGUGUUGAAAUCUUCGCUCUUUUACAGCGAUAAAAUGGCAGAGAAGGAGAGUAAUGUGUUUAAGGCCAAACUAGCCGAACAAGCUGAGCGAUAUGAAGGUAAAGAGAUUGUUUUUGAAGCCAUUAAUGGGCAUUUUGCGUUGUUAGAUUCCUCAGAUAAUUACGCUGAGCUUGCCAGCGAGUGUCGGUUACAGUGGGCAAAUAGUUCCUUUGACAAAAGUUUCAGGAUUUUAGAUCCGCCGAAACGGUAGUUCUCAAUUAGAUUCGCCCUUUUCAGAGCGUCUUACUUUCGUUAUGCUCACUGAGGUUUGUUACAUAGCUGUGUUGUACUGUAACCAAGCUUUUGAAUUGUCGUGUAGAAGUUGGCGUCGAUUCGCCAUUUCGAAUGAAUCGUUUUUUCGUUAGCGUUCUUGUACAUUUGUCGCUGGUGGCUACAUUAAUACCGUGUAAUAUUUACUGGACUGCCUCAAUUAAAAGAAUGAUUAGCUUUGAACACUUUACGCUCGCAAAAAGUUGUCCUAAGUAAAUGUUUUGCUUGCUGAAAGUUACUUUGUCGAUUUCAGAGUACAAAUUACGCGUAGGAACACUAUCGCGAAAAAAGCCGCAUGGCUUAUCUUACGACAUCGUGCUAAAUUAAUCUCAAUAAAUCGAUCUACCUUCGUCGCGAUGAAGGGCACUUUCAUUGACUGGGCUUUCUUUUGUGAUUUCAAGGGUGUGUUUUCCGUAAAUUUGUUCGUAAGAUUUGAUUGCGUGGUAAUUUUUGCAUGGAUCUUGAAUAAGCGGACUGGACUAGAUAUAGCGGUCGUACAAAAUUGACUCAACGAAAUUUGAGAUUAUCGAAAUCACAGAAAACUGCAUGAUGUGGUGUGUCAGACUUGUUCAUUGUCGUUCUGUUGCUGUUCAGUCGUGUUUGGGACUUGUAUGGGUAAAUGUCACAUGUUGAAAAGAAUUAUUGUCCAAGAAAUCAUUUAAUAUUUAAAUUGAAAUCACAACCUGUCAACAUCAGCGAAAAUCUGCGCAAUCAUUAAUUUAACUGACAUCGCUGAGUGUACUUCUCAAGCAAAAGCGGUAAAUUUUUUAGCAAGUCAUUCCUAUUUUUACAAACUUCCCUGUUCCCAGAAUUUACGUGUUUUGUUAUGUUAACGCGUUACACCCUAGCAUCAGUAGGCAUAUUAUCCAUACAUUUUCCUUUGGAGCUGAAUAGGAGAAUUUAUUUAAGAAUCAAGAGCUUCUUUAGAUGGUGAUUAUUUCCUUUACUCUCAUGACCGUAAUUUUUGAUUCAGUGGUGAUAUUGUAAGAAAGAAUUAGAUGCCAGUCACUCUCAGGGUCAAUGGGUUAACCCAUUGAUCAUUUACUGAUCAAAGUGAAAGAAUUCCAAUUCAUUUUUUAAUGUGUACAGAACUACCAUUUUUCAAGGAGAUUACAAAAUAUCAGUGAAAGCUAAAAAAGCAUUAGCAGGCAAGGAUAAAAAACAAAAGCACAUUAACAGAGAAGGAUGAGAGAGACAAAGAUUUUUUGCCAUUUUGAUAUUUCAGUUUUAAUGCUAUUCAAAAUUUGACUUUAUGGUUUUAUUGGUGCUCAAAAAAUGAAACAGCUUCUUCUUGGAGCACAAAGUUACUUGAGAGGACCCCUUCCAAUUGUAACCGUACUGAUAUCUUUUUAGAGUUUGUUUUUCGGUUGUGAUCUCAUACGACCCCAAGUUCUGAAAACUAAUGCUAAAAUUUCAUUUGAACAAGCUCUUAAGAUGAAAACUAUAAAAGAAACUUGGUGAUUUGCCUAAUUUCAAAAUUUUGUGCUUCAAAUUCUGUUGCAUAUGGGGAAUUAUCAGCAUGGAGUUUUGAUGUUGGUAUUUGAACAUAACCACCAAAGAAGAGGUGAUCAUUAGAAUUAUAAUGGCCAAUGAGGGGAGAUUAUUGAAGUAGUAAAGUGCUUUAUAGGGGAUCUGGUAAAUUUUAUUAUGACUUGGAAAAAAAUCCUCUGACCCUCCACCUUCCCCUCUCUCCCAGGUGAUAUUGUAAAUUACUGUUUGACCAGUCCCUUGUUAAGGUGAAAUGUAUAAUUGUAUUAAAAUAUUAGUAUUUAGCAGGGAUGUAGCUAAAGUUUUUAACAGGCGGGAAUCUUGCAGUGAUAGGCGGGUAUUCAGGCCGAAGGCCCACUCUAGCAUGCCAAAGGCAUGCUAUACCUAGAUUUGAAGGUGUAAACAAAUGAAAUAAAUAAACAACAAUCUUCUGACAACAUUUAAAAACAUUUUCGAGAAAGAAGUAGUGCUUCACAGCUGGAAAAAUUGCAUUCACAGCUGGGUAAUUUUCCCGGCUUCUGGCUAUUAUCUACAUCCCUGAUUAGUUCCUUCUUAUUGGUUGUGAAAUUGUGAAGUCUUGAGGUAUCAUGUGGACCUUCCAAACCAAUUGCUGGCUACUGUCACCUGAACCAACUACCCGUGGGUAAUCUGUUAAUUUUUCCACAAACAGUCAUUGGUGUGGGUUACAGGAGAGUGUGGGUUAUACAAUAAUUUUCAAGCUUCUGGUUUAGAUAUAAAACUAUAAGCAGGAAAAAAAACAGAUGAUAAGAUCCACUAAAGAUACUCUUCAAAAAACCUGUGUAAUAACUCAUUUAUUUCGCACAGAUUGCUCAUUAUUAUAAGAGACUUUAAUGCUCUCGAUGAAAGCCCGAUGCAAAUCGAAAACCUACCUUAAAACUUGAUAACAAAGCUUUUAUAUUGUUUAUACUCUUACUUUCUUAUCUUGUCAAUUUCACAGCUUGUUUCUUUGUUAAGGUCAAAAAACAAUUCUCACUUACACGGGAAGUGAACUUGAAAAUAAAAGAAUUUAACUGUGAAAAAGCUGGCUUCGGAGCAAUUCACACAGAAAAUGAUGCCAACUUGUUCGUUUCAUGGCACUGUAUAAUUGAUGACAUGACAGAAUAUUAGACGCUUUGGUGAAAUUUUCUUAGCUUGCACUGCCUUGAGUUAAAGAGUAUUUUCCUGUUUCAAGUGAUUUCUCCGACACAGUUGAUCUCAAGAUAUUGAUUUUUUGUUGGGAACAGAUUUUUUCAGGUGGUAUCAUUUUCAAUGAAAUAGCAAAGACAAAAAGUGUGAAAAUUUAUUAACUGCACACUAAAGAUUUCAUGUCAACAGAAACAAUGAAGGAACUUUGUGUGAGUGAAUGAUUUUCUUUUGUUUUUGGGUGCGGUUUAUCUGCCAGUGUGGGUAAUCUGUUGAAAUUUUUUUCUCGUAAUUGCAAAAAUUGACUGGUGUGGGUAAUCUGAAGUGUGGGUAAAUGGACGAAAAUUAGGGUAAUUUCUGAGCAUAGUUUCUGAUUUUGAUUGCCAGAAGGGUGACUUUGUAAGCUUGGAGCACUGUGCAAUGAAACAAUUUUGUUUUCAGCCCCAUUCAGAACAAUUUGGUGGCUAAAGAAAUCUAGGUUUUUACUUAAUUUUCAGCUCAAAGUAAAGUACUUAAAAAGUGAAUUUUCAAUGACAUAUCUUUGACCCCAAAACACGACUAGCAUUUUAUUCCUCCUUUCAAUAUCAACCCUGAAUCACGCAUUGAGGUUACUUCCCACCUUUGCAGGUGUUCUUUAGGUCAAAAUUCUUAUGCAAACUAGUUUCACUAAAAUCCCAGCAAACCAUACAUCAGAAGAAAGCAAAAUAUAAAUUCAGUUUACUAUAAAGAAUAUGAUUUGAGCAACAUUUAUUCUAAGGAAGUGUCAGGAGCUGGUAAGUUGUGAAAUGACUUAAGGUUCUUCUAUUGAAUUUAUUGAGUAUUGGAUGCCACAGCACAAGCAAAAUUGCUGCACAGUCUUAUUAACAAGGCAUCAGUCAAUGAAAGUGAGUCGGGUUUUUUCGAUAUUCUGAUAAGUUGUCUAGAUAUCAGCAUCUAAAGUUGGAGUAGCUAAAAAAUAUGUAAGGUGUGUUGCCUCAAUGGACACCAUGGGACAAAUAUUUCAAUUAUCAAAAUUUCCCAACACAGUUUCGUUUGUCAUUAUUCCAGGUGAAAUUUAUUGAAAAUUGGUCAAAUCCAUAUACCCUAAAAAUUUGUUCAAAGUGGUUGUAUUCCUCCCAAAAUCAAAUGCCAGAUUUCAGCUCAUAAAGGUUUGCAAACAACUCGUGCUAUGCCAGGAGAUUAUCCUGUCUCCUGAAACCGCAAACCAAUGGGACAGUGGGACCUCCUGGCGUCAAUGACAAAGGGUCAAGAUUUCCCAGGAAAAGUCACCCAUUGCAGAAACUUUUUUUUUUUCAAUAUCUUGAUUGCUCAGUAGAGCACUGAGGAGGACCACACAAUAAUGAGCAAAGUUGCCAAAGGCAAAGGCAAGGGCAAAGGCAAUAUGUGUAACAAAAAUGGAAAAACUGCAAAAUGUGCUGAGGAGCAAGACAAUGAAUAGACAGCUUUCAAUUUAUGAUUUGUGGCAAUUUGUAAUGUUUUGUAUCAAGGUUGGUACUUGCAUAAAUGAAAGGAAGCCUCAUUUUUAACAUUAUAGAUGGCAAAUUUUUGGUUUGACAGCAACUUCUUUGUUUGAAAUCUGGAUGCUAGCAUGAAGCUCUACCAGUACUUAUAGCUGUCCUAAAGGAAUCUUUUCCUUCUCUUGACUGAAUGGUACUCUUUCUUCUCUUGGGCCUGUUUUUUUUUUCUUUUUUUUUCACUAAGGACUUUCUUCUGCUUUAGAUUUUUGCAUGAGUAAAGAUCUCCUUAUAAGCAAAGAGCUUUCACAUGUGAAUUUUUAAAGUGCAUGAUGUAAACAAGAUAUGGAAAUAACAUGAAAAAAAAGCCCCAAGAUGAGCAGUUGCUGCAAAAAUUCUCCAGGUCGGAGAUCAUGACACCUUCCUGUUUUUAACUUUCAGUUGAAAAUACAUUUUUCUAAAUUUCUCAGUUGCUUUUAAAGAUUUCAGAAAUCUUUUGUUUUGGAAAUGUUUGAUGGAUUGUUUGAAUUCAGUUAACUCAAAUAAAAGAAAAAUCGAUUUUUUCAGCCUCUGAAGGUGGGAAGUAACCUUAAGGUCAUGAGAAAAGAGAAAAUGAUCACAAACUAAAAAAGCUCUUGAUUUUUAAACAAAUUCUCCUUGUUAGCACAUAAGGAAAUAUCUAGAAAACAGUAUGGAGAUUAUGCAAACUGAUAUUAGGGUCAUAUUUGUCCUUAGUGAUCAAGGCCAAGUAUGUACAAGUGUUUACAAAGGAUUAUGGACUUUUCACUUCUUGAGUACUAAUAUGUAUAUUUGCAUGAAGAUCAUUGUCAAGAUGUCAAAUUGCAGUCAACCAGUUAGCUGCAAUUUCAGGCUCUGAUUUUCCUGCUACUGCAUUUCUUAAUGAAAAACUUCUUUUUCAUAAUUCAGAAAUGGCAGAAUUCAUGAAGUUAGUGGCCAAAAAUUCAAGUGGGAUGGAAAUGACUGUUGAGGAGCGCAACCUACUGUCUGUUGCAUAUAAAAAUGUGAUUGGGGCUAGAAGAGCAGCAUGGCGCAUCAUAUCUUCCUUGGAGCAAAAAGGAAAAGACAGCGGAAAAGAAAGCGGAAAAGAUCAUGGCAAGGUCGAGACUUUAAAAAAAUACAAGGAAACAGUUGAAGGCGAACUUCAAAGCAUCUGUGAUGAAAUUCUUAGUCUCUUGGAAAAGGACCUCAUUCCUAACUCCCAAGAUAAUGAGGCUAGGGUUUUCUUUCAUAAAAUGUGAGUUACAUGUUAAGUAUAUAGUCUACAUAGCUUACAGGGAGAAGCAAUUCAACUUUCAUGUCAACUUUUUGGUGAAUUAAUCUGUAAUUUUUUGCUGCAUAGUUUUAUUGGAAACCUCGAUGCUGUAACAUACUUCAAUUUUUUUAUUUUCUCUGAUUAAAUGAAAAGGUAAAUGUUCUUUAUCUUGCAGGAAGGGUGACUAUUUCAGAUAUCUAGCUGAAAUAGCUGAAGGUGAAAAGAAAGAAGAGGCGAAAAAAAGUGCUUUGAACGCCUAUGAUGCUGCAGUUGAAAUCGCAAAGGAUAAUCUUGCAGCAACAUGCCCAAUACGUCUGGGUUUGUUCUUAAAUUUCUCUGUAUUUCAUUAUGAAAUCAAUGAUGACCCAAAAAAAGCCUGUAAUAUUGCGAAGGAGGCCUUUGACAAUGCCAUCAGUGAUCUGGAUAGCCUGAGUGAAGACUCGUACAAAGACAGCACUUUGAUAAUGCAGCUUCUACGUGACAAUUUGACUCUGUGGACUUCUGAUACAGAAAGUAAGUCUUUUAUGAUU
Messenger RNA from Pocillopora meandrina, 6238 nucleotides. Lineage: Eukaryota; Metazoa; Cnidaria; Anthozoa; Scleractinia; Pocilloporidae. The record is from the annotation of a GenBank genome assembly.